AGCAGCAGCAGCAGCAGCAGCAGAACUGCCUGCUGCUUUCUGGAGAUUGGAUGCGAGAGAGAGAGGGGCGAGCCUCCUUCACCGAAGUGGUUCGCGUUUGUUUUGACUUCUCUCUCUCUCUCUCUCUCUCUCUCUCUAUCUCUCUCUGCUAAACGCUGUUUCUUGGCAAUAAAAUAUAUAAAAAAGUGGAGCCCUUCCUCAGAGAAUGUAGGCUGCGGGACUCGCGUUGUUUCCAUCCCUGUUGACUUGCUGCAUUCUUCAGUCCAAAAGUCUUCUUCGUCUGACCGCGGCCACUAGAGGAGGAUGUGAAACGGUCCAGGUCUGGAUCUCAGUCCAACAUGCAGAAGGGAAUACGACUCAACGAUGGCCAUGUCACCUACCUGGGGCUUUUGGCGAAGAAGGAUGGUACGAGACGAGGGUGCCUGAGCAAAAAAAGCUCGGACAACACGAAAUGGCACAGCAAGUGGUUCGCGCUUCUGCAGAAUAUGCUUUUUUACUUCGAGAACGAGUCCAGCUCUCGGCCGUCGGGAUUGUACCUGUUGGAGGGAUGCAUUUGCGACAGGGCGCCUUCUCCCAAACCUUCCCUGUCCGCCAAGGAGUGUUUGGAGAAGCAGUACUACUUCACGGUCAACUUCACCCAUGAAAACCAGAAGGCGCUGGAGUUACGUACAGAAGACGUGAAGGACUGUGACGAAUGGGUGGCGGCGAUAUCACACGCCAGUUACAGAAACCUGGCCACGGAGCACGAGUCCCUCAUGCAGAAGUAUCUCCAUUUGCUUCAGAUCGUGGAGACGGAGAAAACUGUUGCUAAGCAACUUCGACAACAGAUAGAGGACGGGGAAAUCGAGAUUGAGAGACUCAAGUCAGAGAUCGCCGGACUUCUCAAAGAUAACGAGAAGAUUCACGCCAGUCCCGCAGCCGCACCAUCUGAGGACGACUCAGAAAUCAAGAAGAUCAAAAAAGUCCAGAGCUUCCUGCGAGGCUGGAUCUGCAGGAGGAAGUGGAAGACCAUCAUCCAGGACUACAUCCGUUCUCCACAUGCAGAGAGCAUGAGGAAGAGGAACCAGGUGGUGUUCAGCAUGUUGGACUCGGAGGCCGAGUACGUUCAGCAGCUGCACAUUCUGGUCAACAACUUCCUGAGGCCGCUGCGGAUGGCCGCCAGCUCUAAGAAACCGCCCAUCACUCACGAUGACGUCAGCAGCAUUUUCCUCAACAGUGAAACUAUCAUGUUCCUACAUCAGAUAUUUUACCAGGGUCUGAAGGCCAGAAUAGCCAGCUGGCCCACCUUGGUGCUGGCUGACCUCUUCGACAUCCUGCUGCCCAUGCUCAACAUUUACCAGGAGUUUGUGAGGAACCACCAGUACAGCCUGCAGAUAUUGGCUCACUGCAAGCAGAACCGAGACUUCGACAAACUGCUGAAACAGUACGAGGCCAAGCCCGACUGUGAGGAGAGGACUCUGGAGACCUUCCUUACCUACCCCAUGUUUCAGAUCCCUCGCUACAUUCUCACCCUGCAUGAACUCCUGGCCCACACGCCACAUGAACACGUGGAGAGGAACAGUCUGGACUACGCCAAGUCUAAACUGGAAGAACUCUCCAGAAUCAUGCACGAUGAGGUGAGCGAAACAGAGAACAUCAGGAAGAACCUGGCAAUAGAGCGGAUGAUCGUAGAAGGCUGCGAGAUUCUCCUGGACACCAGCCAGACAUUUGUUAGACAAGGGUCUCUUAUCCAGGUGCCGAUGAGCGAGAAAGGUAAGAUCACCCGUGGGCGACUGGGCUCUCUGUCUCUGAAGAAGGAGGGAGAGCGGCAGUGCUUCCUCUUCUCCAAGCAUCUCAUCAUCUGCACCAGAGGUUCAGGAGGGAAGCUGCACCUCACCAAGAACGGCGUGGUCUCUCUCAUAGACUCUACACUGAUGGAGGAUCCUGAAGGAACAGACGAUGAGUCCAAAUCAGAGAAGACCGGUCAGGACCUGGAGCACCUGGACUUCAAGAUCGUUGUGGAGCCGAAGGACAGUCAGUCAUUCACAGUCAUCCUGGUGGCGUCUUCAAGGCAGGAGAAGUCUGCAUGGACCAGUGACAUCAGCCAGUGCAUUGACAACAUCCGGUGCAACGGCCUGAUGAUGAACGCCUUCGAGGAGAACUCCAAAGUCACAGUUCCACAGAUGAUCAAGUCUGACUCCAGUCUGUACUGCGACGACGUGGACAUCCGAUUCAGCAAAAUGAUGAACUCCUGCAAGGUGUUGCAAAUCCGCUACGCCAGCGUGGAGCGUCUGCUGGAGAGGCUGACGGACCUGCGGUUCCUCUCCAUCGACUUCCUCAACACCUUCCUGCACUCUUACCGCGUCUUCACCACGGCCGACGUGGUGCUGGACAAACUCAUCACCAUCUACAAGAAGCCCAUCAGCGCCAUUCCAGCUCGGAAAAGCCGGAGCCUGGUUUCUGUAGGUGUGAGGGAAAACUUGUGUCAUAGCAACUACAUCAGCUCUGUGUUUUCCCUGCCACCCACGCGCCUGUGGUUUAUUCCUCCUUUAUUUAUUUUUGAUUAUGGUUUCUUAGAAUUCUCCCUGUUCUCCUACAACAACGGCAUGGUGAUGUCCACGUGUCGAGAACUGGACAACAACCGCAGUGCCCUGUCGGCAGCCUCUGCCUUCGCGAUAGCCACAGCUGGAGCCAACGAGGGCACGCCAACCAAAGAGAAGUAUCGACGAAUGUCCCUCGCCAGCACCGGUUUCCCGACUGAUCAGAGAAAUGGAGACAAAGAGUUUGUGAUCAGACGAGCAGCGACCAACAGAGUUCUGAAUGUUCUCAGACACUGGGUGUCCAAACACUCACCGGACUUUGAGAGCAACAACGAGCUGAAGACCAAGGUCAUCGCCUUCCUGGAGGAAGUGAUGCAUGACCCUGAGCUGCUGACCCAGGAGAGGAAGGCAGCAGCAAACAUCAUCAGGACUCUAACUCAGGAAGAUCACGGAGACAGUCAGAUCACCCUGGAGGAGGUGACACCGCUGGUUGGAGCAGGAAAGGCCGAGCCCUUUGAGAGUCACUCUGCACUGGAGAUAGCGGAGCAGCUCACCCUGCUGGACCACCUGGUCUUCAAGGUCAUCCCCUACGAAGAAUUCUUUGGUCAAGGAUGGAUGAAAAAUGACAAAAACGAGAAGACACCGUUCAUCAUGAGAACAACCAAGCACUUCAACGACAUAAGUAACCUUAUCGCCACAGAGAUCCUCCGGUGCGACGACGUGGUUCCCAGGGUGACGGUGAUAGAGAAGUGGGUGGCCGUGGCCGACAUCUGCCGCUGUCUCCACAACUACAACGCGGUGCUGGAGAUCACCUCGUCUCUCAACCGCAGUUCUGUCUUUCGCCUCAAGAAGACCUGGCUCAAAGUUUCUAAGCAGACGAAGGCGCUGAUUGACAAGCUGCAGAAGCUGGUCUCCUCAGAGGGGAGGUUCAAAAACCUGAGAGAGGCUCUGAAGAACUGUGACCCCCCCUGUGUCCCGUACCUGGGGAUGUACCUCACCGACCUGGCUUUCAUCGAAGAGGGGACACCGAACUACACCGAAGACAACCUGGUCAACUUCUCCAAGAUGAGGAUGAUUUCCCACAUCAUCAGAGAAAUUAGGCAGUUUCAGCAAACAGCCUACAAGAUCGACCUGCAACCAAAGGUAGCCCAGUAUCUGCUGGACAGGAGCUACGUUCUGGAUGAAGAAAGCAUGUACGAAGCCUCGCUCAGAAUUGAGCCCAAAGUGCCCAACUGAUGAUGACGGUGGUGGUUCACGUUAUUUCCUCUGUUGAUAUUCAAAUCACUAAGCAUACACCCCGACCGCCCCCCCGCCCCAGACUUUUCUAUAGUUGUACAUGUUGGAGAAAUGCCCUCUUCUGUACAGUUGAUGUUUUUCCUCGUUUGUAACCAUCGUUUGACACCAAACCACCUGCUUUAAGCAUUUACUCAGAUGUUUCGUUGGAGUUUUUGGAAAAGCAUAAUAACAGAGGUCACUGUGUUUGCGCCCAGAUGUGUUUUCACCGUGACCAAUGACAUUAUUUUGCCUCUUCAUUAUCAUCAUACUGUGUCCACUUUGCACUUUCUGGGCACUGGUGCAGCCAGUGCCGUGGAUUUUGACGCAUUGUUCAGUCACUUUUAUGGAUGACUGAAUUCCUCUGCAAACAAUGUAGCAAUGUAAAAAAAAAAAUGUAACUGCAUCAAAUCAGGUAAAAAGAGCACAGAUUAUAUAAGUGUAUCAGAAGCUGUGUGACAAUUAUCAGUGGAAGUCAGCGAGCAAAACGGUCUCUGUGCUUCUCCAAACCAAAACAGUAGUGAUUCCUGUUUCCAUUUGUGCUCACAGAGGUUCCCAACCACAACAUGGACUGAGGACAGUGGUGGUAGUGCAGAAACUCAUUUUCACCCACCAGCCAUGAAGUCAGAGGGUUGAAAAAAAGGUCAGGAUGCCGACUCCAGCCUUGUUACCUCACAUGUUCUGAACUUUGACGAGCCUGAAAUAACAACAGCGCGUCUCUCAGGCUGCUCUCAGCCACAGCAAUAGUUUCAAAUAUAAUGUUUCAUUCCAGUGUGCCGACAGGAUCACGCAGACCACGCUAACGCGUUAGCCGGGUUUGUUUGUGAUGCUCAGCAUCUUACGUCACAUGCUGUCAUUUGCUGUUUAGCAAUAAACCGAAAGGCUGGAAGAGGCAGGUACUGUACGGACGUCACCCUGAAAACAUUCCCCCAGCGGCUCAUCUGUCUGUUCCCGACGACAUGCUCGUACGGAGAACAAAAUGUGAGGGGAAGCUAGGGAUGUGUAGUGGCAAGAAUCUGGCGAUACAAUACGUAGCACGAUACAACGAAACGAUAAAGUAAUGAUUGGAAUGUUUUUGGAAACACUUAGAAGUCCAAAUGAAACAGAAGAGUUUCAUUCAUUCACAUAUUGUCUAAAUUGUCUACUGUAUUUUCCAGACUAUAAGUUGCACCGGAGUAUAAGUCGCACCAGUGCCCUCUAGCGGCUGUCAGUGUGAAAAUAACAAACGUGAAAUUAUGUACUUUAGUCGGAAACCCAGCAAAAGGAUAAAAAAUUGCAACUUAUAGUCAGGAAAAUACGGUAUAUGAAAACUGAGUUGAAGUCUAGGU
Messenger RNA from Cynoglossus semilaevis (tongue sole), 5119 nucleotides. RefSeq names its product Ras protein specific guanine nucleotide releasing factor 1 (gene rasgrf1). The transcript is spliced from 26 exons. The record is from RefSeq and is a predicted model, not a curated record. Lineage: Eukaryota; Metazoa; Chordata; Actinopteri; Pleuronectiformes; Cynoglossidae. Gene Ontology annotation, cellular component: plasma membrane. Gene Ontology annotation, molecular function: guanyl-nucleotide exchange factor activity. The coding region runs from base 339 to 3755 and encodes 1138 amino acids. Gene Ontology annotation, biological process: Ras protein signal transduction.